CGCAUUCGUAAAGUUACUGCCGGGUGGCACGCACGCGUCUUAUAAGCAAGCUCGCGAUAUAAGUGUGAAAAGUUUUGCAAAGUGUAGCAUUAAUUAAAUGAAAAAACAAUGACAAUGGACAUUCAAAAUAACUAUCAAAGUUAUAAAGAGGCGUCUCCUGAUUCGAAGGAGAGUAAUCUAAAUAUCGAGAGUGCAAGGACGUCGCAGAUCACAAAACCCGAGAUGCAGUCGACGGUAUUGAAUGCUGGGAAGACCUCAAAAAGAUCGUUCGACGUUGCCUUCCUGAUGAUGCCGGAUGAAAAACUUCGUCAAAAGCAACCUGAAAGGCAUCUUCGUGUGUCAAAACAACUUUUCAAUAACGAAGAAUGGGAACAUCCGCUUAAGAGGAUUCCAGAAAUUUACAAAAACAGUGAGUACUCCAACGAAAAUACAAUGGAUUUAAAGGAUCAAGAUGAUGACAGAAUUCGCAUUAAUAAUAACAUAUCUCCCAACUUUGGUUCUGACAUUAACAUAGACGUCGGUACGGAUGAAUAUCCAAACAAAGCAAUGUAUUGCAGUGAUUCCGAGAAUUCCGAUCGUUCAAGGAGCCGUCCAAAUUCCAAUGAAAGUGCAGCAAGGCAGCCGAAAUUUCUACCCGAAUAUAAGAAUAAGAUUUUCGAUGACCCGACUUUAAUUAGCAUGCAAUCAAGAGCAAGAUAUGAAAACCGAUACAUUGAGAAGCCGCCAGAGAUGUCACCGAGAAGCGCAUUCACGAAAGUUUCUAACUAUACCAUGCGGUCACCUAAUCCAUCAGUCAGUCCUGAUAAUCUGCUGUAUCAAAAUUCUGUCAGUCCGCCUUUAUCUGCGACUAGCCAAUCCUCGAAUUCUUUUACGAAAGGACCAAGUUUUAAUAAUCUGCUUACACCAGCGCAGCUUUUGAAUGGUAAUAACUUCUUUAAAGCACAAAGUAUUCCUUCAUCUUCUCCAAAUUAUCCCGAACCGAGUCCAAAUCAAACAAGAACUAGUGGAGCAUUCAAAGGCGUUGAAUACCAAGAAAAGCAAAGUUUCCCGAAGCCCCAGAUAUCUCCCAACAAGUUAAACUUUUUGCCUUUCAGACCAGACAUACCUUAUUUACAAGCGGGAUCUUCCUAUCCGUUCAGUGUUCAAAACUUUCAACCGCCGAAUCCAGAAUUCAUGAAGUUUCCUGUUCCAGCAAGAGAACCGCUUAUUUCUAACCCAGCGGCUGCUAUACUCAGCACAUUAUUGCCACCGACAUUGGCUGCUUUUUCCUUGCCUGCUCAAAAUGUAUGUGCAAAAUGCAGCAUUAGUUUCCGAAUGACCUCAGAUCUCGUUUACCACAUGCGUACGCACCACAAAAGCGAGUCCGUAUCCGAUCCUAACAGGAGAAAGAGAGAAGAAAAAUUGAAAUGUCCUGUUUGCAAUGAAAGUUUUAGAGAAAGACAUCAUCUAACGAGACAUAUGACAGCACACCAAGACAAAGAAGGAGACAUGGACGACGUCCCACAAAAUUUUAAUAAGAAAAGCAAACAAUUCUACCCCCAUAACGGUUCGCUCAUUCACAAAUGAGUCGCUUAUGCAAAUUUAAUGUCGGCCUCAGAACUGUUUCAAUUCAACAGAGUUGUAACUAAUUAAUAAUAGUCAAUGUUUGAAACUACGUCAGUUUACGGUCUUUGUGGAUUCUCGAUUCGUUUUUAAUUGUUAUUGUUAUAUGAUUAAGAUAUAUCCUCUAUGUGCAAUAUUAGCUUUUAAGUGUUCUAUUUCUUUUGUAAAUAUGAUUUUAGAUGUAGUAGCAAAUCAUUAAAGUACUUAAGAUAAAUCGUUUUAUUUUCUUUAGCG
Cydia fagiglandana is the source of this 1836-nucleotide messenger RNA. RefSeq lists its product as uncharacterized. The transcript has a single exon. The record is from RefSeq and is a predicted model, not a curated record. The coding region runs from base 109 to 1566 and encodes 485 amino acids. Gene Ontology annotation, cellular component: nucleus. Gene Ontology annotation, biological process: regulation of DNA-templated transcription. Lineage: Eukaryota; Metazoa; Arthropoda; Insecta; Lepidoptera; Tortricidae.